Scylla paramamosain (green mud crab) is the source of this 12241-nucleotide messenger RNA. RefSeq names its product protein abrupt-like. Gene Ontology annotation, cellular component: nucleus. Gene Ontology annotation, molecular function: protein binding. Lineage: Eukaryota; Metazoa; Arthropoda; Malacostraca; Decapoda; Portunidae. The transcript has 9 exons. The coding region runs from base 102 to 1679 and encodes 525 amino acids. The record is from RefSeq and is a predicted model, not a curated record. Gene Ontology annotation, biological process: regulation of transcription by RNA polymerase II.
UUUUAAAAGAUUGUUGGGAUCGGGGGUGGGGUUGAGGCGCGCCACGGGCUGACUAUUUACCUUGGGGACAGGUCAGGCGAGGUCAAGAACUCGGUGGCAGGAUGGGGGAGCCACGAAGGUGCUGGCUGCGGUGGCACAACUACAGUGACUCCGUGACGUCGGCGCUGGAGGCCCUGCGCUAUGACGAAGACUUCUUGGAUGUCACUGUUGCAUGUGAGGGACGCACUGUUAGGGCCCACAAAUUGGUGCUGUCUGCCUGCAGUGCUUACUUCAGAAAGGUGCUCAAGGACCACCCAUGUGACCACCCCAUCAUCAUCCUGGAUGGCAUGGGAUGGCGACAGGUGGUGGCUUUGCUGCACUUCAUGUACUGUGGUGAGGUGGUGGUGGAGGAGGACCACCUGGUGGAUCUACUCAAUGCUGCCUCCAGCCUCAGUGUAACUGGCCUCUCCCAUGUCACUUCAGCACUUGUCAGCAGCCAGACCACUCAAGAAGACAGUGAUGAAGAUUUUGAAGAUGAUGAGGAGGAAGAGGAAGAAGAGCUAGAUCAAGUACAGAAAUCCUCUGAAUCUGUCAAGUCCAAGAAUGAGGGAGAGAGUGAAGGAGACUCUUCCUAUGACAGUGAUGCUCCCCCAGCCAAGAGGCAGCGUGUUGACACUCCAGAAAAGUCAGCAGAAUCCAAAAGCUUGGAUGAAUCUCAGUCAGGAAGAGAAACAGCACAGCCACCCACUGGUCAGAGUGUUGCCACGCCCACAGUGCUGCCACCCACCACCACCACCACUUCCACCUCAGUCACUACCACAACUGUUGCCACCAAUGGCCUCAUCAAGCAGGAAGCUCCCUCAACCACCACAUCUCCAGCUGUCCCUCCGACUAAUGACAGCAGUAACAAAGAAAAUGAAAAGAUGGCAGGUAAUCAUCCAGAUAGAAAUAGCAAGGAAGUCAGGAGCACAGGAAGCAAGGUGUUGAAUGGUGACUGUUGGAUCAAGGAAGAGGUGGAGGAAGUCACGGUGUAUCCAGAAAGAGUAGUGGAAGCAAUACAAUCUGGUCAGCAUGAAAAUGAUAUGGAUUCCUUAAAGGAGGCACUAUCCCUGCAGGAAGGAAAAUUGAGUCAAAGUGAUGGGGACAGCAACAGCAAUCCUGUGGCUGGGUCGUCCAACCCCCCUGGGCCUGUCAACUACAUCUCUUUUCUGGCCUCUGAAGGUAUCUUCCCUCCUACCUGUAGCACCAAGGCAAGCACCACAUUGCUUCUCUCCUCACCAGGACUAGGAAACACAGCAAUAAGUGAAGGCACCUUGAACAUGGAGAAGGUGGUACAGCGGGUGUUGUUGCCAUCCCUCCCCAGCACAGGCACACUUCCCCCCAACCUGACACAGCAGGCACCAGGUUCAGGGCCUUGUCCUGCAGCUAGUAACACCAGUGCCAGCCAGCCUUACAUCCACCCUUCGCUUGUGUCAGGGAAGGAAGUGCAGGCCACUCUUGAGCAAUAUCAGCGCAAAUUAGCAUUCCAUGAGCCUCGGCCUUGUCCCACCUGCAAGAGAAUGUAUCGAGAUGCCGCCACUUUACGCACACACAUGGCCAUCAUGCAUGCUGAAGGAAGGGAGCCGUUCUCGUGUUCCUGUGGUGCAUUGUUCCGCACCAAAUAUGACAUGUACCAGCACAAGAAGAAUGGCCAUCGGUAGGCCUCCUGACUGAUCCUCCAGACCAAAGAUGCUGCUGCAGUGGAGAGGAAAGUAGCAUUGAGACAGUCUUUUCAUGCAUUGUAUUACCAAGUCAGAUACUAUUUUUUUUAACCACCAAAGAUUUUUGAAGACUCAAGUUACCAACUACAAUUUGGCACAAAACUUAGGAUAUCUAUAGGAUGAUGCAUUGUCUUGUUAGCAACUGUGUGUGUUUGGCUCAAGUCUGAGGUAAGCAAAUCUUCCUGGGUUUAAGUAUGAUCAAUGGGACUAAUAUUUAGUGUAAGGAUGUGAAGAAAGAGAUACUACACGUGCCUGGGAUUUGUGAUGCUUGGCUCGAGCUUCGUCCAUCUCUUCCCUACUUAUCUGUCAUUGUUACUAACCUUCCUUGUGAUGUUGUAGUUGCAUUUAUGUUUAUAACCAGCAAUCAGAUCUUGCUCAACUUGCAAAACAAGUGUGCCUCAGUGCUAGGUGGUGUCCAAGGCUGUCCACCAGUACUGGACUCUUCCAGACUACAGUCCCCCCAAAUAACUCCCUCCUUAUCAAUGUCCGGUGCUGUUUGCAACUUUUCCCAGUGGAUCAGUGGUGACACAGAAAGCUGUAGAGUUAAGGAUUUAUUGUGUUGUGCAUGGAAGUGACAGGUGAAGGUGAUACUGCCUUCACUUCAGCCUAGUAACUUAAAGCUCAUGUGGAUAUUUGUUGUCAUCCAUGAGUGGGGCAUGUGUUGGUGGUGAAGAAAUGAGAAGUGCUAUGUUUAUACUGAAUAACCUUAGUGAUGAUCCAAGGGAAGGGUGAGUGAAUGAGUGUGUAAGAAUGUGAGUCAAUCCCUUGUGACAGGUGGCAACACAAUCUGUUAACCCUCAACUGAGUUUACCAACUAACAUAUUUAUGAUAGUAUUUAUUUUAAUUUUGAUGACAGUGAUAAUAGCAGUGGUUCAGUUCCAAUACUUAUGAUCUCAAAUUUAGAGAAAAUUUGUUUGGCAUGGCCAUGUGUGAUGCAGACAAUAUUUUUUAUAAUUUAGUUAUAUAUAAUGAGAAUUCCUGCUGAGGAGGAGAUAAUGUAAUAUAUCCCAAGCAGCUUAGGUAUAAUUUUUAUAGAAAAUAUUGUUUACCAUGAGCAUGAUGUACAAAGAGUGUGUGAUGAAGCACAGCGCUGUUUUGUUGAGGCACAGAACUAGAGGGUUGAGGCUGUCGGCUGGUGUCCCACACCACAGCAGCUGUGUGGCCGCCUUGCAACUGGUUACCAAUCAAGCCAAUUGAGUUAGAGCUUACUUAUUAACCGUGGGAGGAUAUGGUUGUGUUACGUUACUUUCUGUUAAGGUUGAGGGAAAGUUACCACCAAGUAGUUUUUAGUUAUGCACUUUUUCUGUUGAUGUAUUUCUUUCUGUUACCAAAUGAUGGAGGGUAGAAUUUUUAUUCUGUUUAGUUUUAAGAAAUUGUUGCUGUACAUUCAUUUAUAAAACCAAAUAUGCAGCCAAGAUGGAAGAAUCAGGGAUGAAUGAGGAGCAAAUUGAAUCUUUACACUUCUGUGAAGUUAGAAAUUUUCACCUUGUGGUGGUUUGAGUGUGCCUUAAGUCAGCUGAUUAAUUAGUACAUAUUACAUAGUAUAUACAACCAUGACAAAAAGGUCUUCAGGCACAUUCCUCUUGUUUUUCUUUUUUGUUCCCAUGACAACAUGGUUAACACUUGUAUCAUUUCACAUUUGUCACCUUUUAAUUCAUUAUUAUUAUUAUUAUUAUUAUUAUUAUUAUUAUUAUUAUUAUUAUUAUUAUUAUUAUUAUUAUUAUUAUUAUUAUAGUUUUUACAAUUUCAUCAUCAUCAUCAUCAUCAUCAUCAUCAUCAUCAUCAUUAUCAUCAUCAUCAUGGUCAUCUUCAUCACUGUUAGUGGUGGGCAGGAAUCAACUCCAAAAUUGAUUAUGGCAAGUCUGGCCUAGCAGUCCCAGAUUUGACUCCCAUCCACAGAAAAUCAAUCCACUCUGCUCCUCACCUACUGCACAACUCCUGAGGCCCCAAGGGUUGCAGACAGGCAGGAUGGUGUGACUGGGGUCAGCUCACUACUGACAGUUGAGUCCACUGCUCGAGUAUUGCAUAAAUUUCUCUGGUAUUAGCAGAUAAUUAUUACUAUAUUCCAGAGGGCAAAUCUGGCCAGUGUGGUGACUCUCAAAUCCCUUAACUGUUUUCUGUCUUGGGUCACGGGUGCAGUCAUACCCAACAGAUUGACUUCACCUAGUCACUGAGUCUGGCAAACCCCUGACCAUUUACCACCAUGCUAGUGCUAUGAGAAGAAUCAAUUCUGGAGUCAAUUUUGGCAAGUCCACCUGAUCAAAGAGUCAGUUUUGUUAAGUCCAAAAUUAGUGAUUCUCACCCAGCCCUAAUCACUGGAGCCUUGCUUUUUGUACCAAACACCUCAAGUAGUCAGACCUGUUUGUAAAUAAAGAGCGGACAGCUACACAUAAGGAGACAGCUAUGAACAGGACAUCAGUUCAAAGGUUGCCUGUAACAUUUAGUUAUGUUUGCUGGGCCUGUAUCCAGUACUAAGACUAGACUUUUUUUUGCCCUUGGAUAGUAAGGAGAUGGGACUCCAAGCACCAAUACUCCUUCUGCAAUGUGUGAGCAUACACAGCUUUUUGCAGCACACGAGUUAUGGGUCCAUCCACGCUACUUUCACUUUUAUGCUGAAAAAUCCUUAAAAGAUUCAUAAAUGUUUUAGUGCAUUUUUUUUAUGGGUUAUUCAUUUAUUUGUUUAUUUUUGUACCUAACUUAAAUUACCUCUUAGGAUGUAGCAUAGACCAUUAUUGGCUUCAUAGGACACACACACACACACACACACACACACACACACACACACACACACACACACACACACACACACACACACACACACACACACACACACACACACACACACACACACACACACACACACACAGAGGAAGCUAGGACUGCUAUUCCACUCCUGUUGGGUUGCAAGGUCACACCUCCUCAGCUUAUAAUCCUGCAGCCAUAGCCUGUUAGGUACUGGAGCAUGAAUGGCCAAGGAUUAAAAACUUAGACCCCUACAUUUUUGCAAGUAUUUGGAGUUUCUUGCACUGUGCAGUCUGGCAGCCUCACUGUCUGGUCCAAGUCACUCUGGUCACUGUUUUGACUGGCCUAGUAUUUGUUUUGGUCAUCUGCAUUCAUACUUCCUACUUAUUACAUGCAGUUGUUCUCUGGCAUUCUUUCCAUGUGUCUAAAUCAUAUCAGUUUGCUUCUUCUUAUUUCAUCACCAGUGUAUUAAAGGGAAAUGUUUAAUGUUAUUAUUAUUUAUUUUAUUUUCAUUUUAUUUAUUUAUUUUUACUGAGGAAAUUACUCUGAUAUACCUGUUAGGUGGGGAAUGAUAACUUAUUUCAUAUGUCUUCUCCAACAUCUGUUGCUUAGAUAUUUUUUGUUUUUGCUCUUUGUCCCUGCUUGAUACAAGCUCCAUCAGUCUAUUCUGCUGUAUCCCCAGACACAAGAAAAGAAAGUUAGUACAACUAACUUAAUCCUGUGUGGAGCUCAACACCAUCACUGUAACAAUGCAAGUAAUUUAACAGUAUGAUUUUGGAUAAACAGACAGCUGCGGUUCCAGAUUUUGUAUUGCAUUACCACACCAACUUUUUUUUAUAAAGUAUGAGGAAGUUAACAGUUGUCAUAGAUAUAUUAAUUCAUAUUUAUGUAUUAAACAUUGUAGAUAAGACAGAAUAAGUAAAUAAAGACAGAGAUCAGGAAGUUAAUUGAUGCAAAUUGGACUUAGCUGAGCAAACAAGGUGGGAAGAACAAACCUGAGGAAGCUAGUGAUGGCUGUCUUUGGUGAUAGUUAAUGAGAAUAGUCUAGUCAUUUCUUCUCUUCAUUAGUGAGUGUUUUGACCAUCUAAGAAGACUUCUUACUUUUGUCUCCACUCAUCCCUCUUAGCUAUUUCUGGCAUUAGUGUGUUAGGGCAGGCUACCAGGCUUUUAUUUGUUGCCAUUAUUAUUAUUAUUAUUAUUAUUAUUAUUAUUAUUAUUAUUAUUAUUAUUAUUAUUAUUACUAUUAUUAUUAUUAUUAUUAUUAUUAUUAUUAUUAUUAUUAUUAUUAUUAUUAUUAUUAUUAUUAUUAUAUUAUCAUCAUCAUCAUCAUUCAUUAUCUUUAUCAUCGUCAUCAUCAUUAUUAUUAUAAUCAUAAUUAUUGGCAUUACUGUUGGUGUUGUCAUUGGAUCGAACUCUUAAAACAGUAGCUCCUCAUUUCUCCAUGUAUCUUUGUGAUUUGAAUGAGUUAUUUUGUGGCAGGGAAGAUAAAGAAAGGUGAGAAAUGCUCCUCUUGUACAAGAAAAUGGUUUGAAGCAUAUGAACAAGAUGGUGUCAUUGUGGCUCUUCUUUGUCUUUGUACUAUUUAUCCCUUCCAUUCACAAACAUGCUGUUCAAAGAUGCUCCAUUACAUUGGCACAUGAGUAGGAGAUUCAGAAUGGUGUGCAUGCUCUCUUAUGUUGGCAUUCCCUCCCAUUGUGUGCAAGUGAUGUACUGCAUGUGCAAUGGAAAAUAUGUUGCCAGCAUUUCUGGGCAGGCUUCACCAUGGCUUGAACUUAUGAAACUGUACUUUAAGCAGCUUAAACAAUUUAUUUAUUUUUAUUUUUAUUUUUAUUUAUUUAUUUCUUAUGCUUUCUAGUAUCAUUACUGUGUGUGUGUAUGUGUGUGUGUGUGUGUGUGUGUGUGUGUGUGUGUGUGUGUGUGUGUGUGUGUGCAUGCAUUUACACAUGUACAUGUUUGUGUUUUACUCAUGUUUUGUCUUGUAAGCUUUGAGAUAUUGGGAGUACAUGUCUUGUACCAUUAGCUGUCAGUUGGGCAUUGUGGCCGGUAAAUGGGAAGAGUCUUGGGCUGAUGGUAAAGUUUGCUUAAGCUGAAUCACUCCUGUGUGAUGUGCAUGUUACCAAUAGUCUUAAUUUUGGAAAGAAGCAGGUUUUUUUUUUUUUUUUUUUUUUUUUUUUUUUUUUUUUUUUGUAAUGGAAAGUAGUUUUUAAUUGUGUGUUUGUGAUUCAGUGAAGUGGUGUCAACACAACAUAGUAAUAAGGGGCCAGAAGCCAGACUCAAACCUGGCAUUUGCCUUAGUGGUGACUUUCCAGUAGAUGAAAUUGCCUGUUGUUGUUGAGCCACAUUCAGAUGAAGUGGCUUGGAGCCAAGUUCCCACAUCAAUCAUUGCCUUUUUACCGGUGGCUUGAAACUUGACACUUUUAACCCUAAUCACCUCUUGGUGAGUGUGGGACUUAAAUGUUCCACAUGCAUUAAUGCUUAUUGCUCAGUGUCCAGUGUUGAAUAGUACGAGUAUAUAAUGCCCUGUCAAGUGUACAAAGGCCAAGAAAAAUUAAGCUGUGAUUUUAAGUGGGCUGGUGACUUCCAUUGACUUGUUUCAGACUUCCUCUUUGUUUUUCAGUGACCAUAAUUAUAAAGGUGUGUUCUUUAUGUGUGAGGAUCUGAGGUUUGCCUGAGCUUGUCAGCUUCAGACAGAUUGAGGUAAUGUAGAAGUUGGCCCCAGACUCUGAGGUGUCUGAGAGCUGUGAUAAGGUCAGUGGAACAGAGGUUGCAGAUUGGUCAUGGCUUUUAAAGCUUUUUAGGCAUCAUUUUUAUAUAUUAGGCAGUUGCAUUGUCUGCCUCAUUUUUAAUAUUAUUUAAUGAGAAUGAAUUGUCACAAAAGUUUUGUAUUACAUAGGUUGGUGAUUUUAAUUUAAAAUUAUGUAGUAAUUGAUAUACCUUUUGUACAUCCCACUCGUGUUGGUGCAGCAUUCCCUUUGACAAGUUGCCUUGCAUUGGCUCCCUGCAUGGAAUGUUGCAAGAUGACACAGGAACACCUUUAGGAAUUUCAUUGUGCAGUGUCAGUGGCAUUAGUAUCAGAUACAGAGUUGCUCACUUUAUACAGAAUUCCCAUUUUCAUCAUGAUUGUUACUUUUUAUCUCUUUAUUUUUUUUUUUACUAUUAGUAGUAUUAUUCAUUUACUCAUUUAUUUAUAUUUAUCUACUUUUUUGUAGAUUCUCUGAAAAUUUGGAUGCAGGACUUGCUUUUAGGAAAGCAGAUAUCAGAACCAUUGUUUAUAGCUGGGGGGGUGGGGGGGCUGCCAAGCCUCAGUGCAACUAAUGCACUAACAUUAUUGGUUGCCUUAAAUACUGAACAUCAGUAGUCUAGUUGAUAGGAUUAUGAUGGAGUUUUACUUUGUGGUAAUAUUAACAAAAAUCUUCCCAAAGGAUUAUUAUCUUUAAAAUGUAAGAUAAUGGGUAAGUUUCACCUUUGAUAAGACUGUAUGCUGAGCACCAUUAGUUAGUUGAUCCUGGCACAAACUGUGGAAACUUUCUCCUGAUCUGUUGCUCCAGAUAGCAUUAAGGUAUCUGUUAGUUAUUUAAGUUUGUAUUAUAGGCAUUUAAUAGGAAUAGACACUGUACAUUUGUUAAUAGAUUUAGCCAGUUUUUAUACAGUUUGACAGCUGUGGUGCAGUUACCAUUUGACUGCCAGUGUUUACCUAAGAUAAAUUUAGUUACCAUUGUUGGGCCUGGAUGUGUGCUCCUUCCCCAUGUUCUUGCCAUUUCGGGAUAUUCUUAAAUACAUCCAGAUCUGCAUUCUAUUUUAAAGAUUACGAAUGAUUUUGUUCUACAUUAAGUCUGUUUUUUUCUGACAGCUUCCUAAAUCGUGAUUUUACUGAUGCAUUCUCUGAACUUGAAAAUCACAUCAUGUGGGCAUUUUGAGCAGUCAUGUAGAUAUAUUAUUCUACUUUUUUACUUCUAAUGUUUAUAGCAAACUGACUAUUUAUCAUAGAGUUCAAAUAGGUAACAUUUUGAAGCUUAGUAAUUGUAUUCUGUCACAGUAUAACAAAAAGGAAAACUCAGCUAAGUAAAAUGUUAAAUAUAUGAGUGAACAUUGGCCAAAAUACAAAAAAAUUAUACUUAAAAUACUCUGCCUUGAUGUAACUGAUUAAAUCUCCUUUCCAAUAAGCAGUAAGCAUUAGGAGUGGAAAUAUCAUCACUUUCUGGGAGAGAUCAUGCAACAUCAGAUGGUCUUUGUUUACCCACAGUCAGACAUGAAGCACAUUAUCUGCAACCACAUGCAGACUGACAGGCAACAACUGUUCCACUAAACCCCUAUUCUGUCUACCUCCCUAAUGCAAGAGUUCACCAGUAUUCUCAAUCAUUCAUCCCUUUCUCUGCUAAACUCUGGAACUCCCUGCCUGCUUCUGUAUUUUCUCCUCAUGACUUUCAAGAGGGGGGUUUCAAGACACUUAUUCUUUAAUUUUUGACUGCCACUUUUGAUUGUUUUUGAGCUUUUUUCUUAUAAGUUAAAAACAAAAGUUUGGUCUUUCAUCCAAACUUUCAUGACUUUUUUUUUAUGUGCAAAGCUGUCAUAUUGACAUCUGCUCUUUUAAGAUCCCAUGAUGUGUAAAUUCAUUGUCAGUAGAUGAAAUGGUUAAUAGAAUGUUGAUCACUGGAAAAUAAACCAGAACCUCAUUUGCCUUAUUGGACGUGUUGUAAUGUUUUCAUUUUGAAAUGUGAAAUCUUUGACCAUAUUUUAUAUAAGUUAACUGGCUGAGUGAAGUUAAUUUGUAUCUGGUAAACCAGGAGUUGAGUGCAGUAGGCUGCAGUCAUAUUUCAGGUCCACACUGUUAUCUUAUUUGCACACUUUAUCCAUGUGCCUUACCUGAGGAAGAUGUGCUCACAGUGAUAGCUUUGUGGAAUGUCAUAGUCAGUGAGGAAAGUUGUUACCCUUAUACUGUGCAGUGGUGGAACUUAGUUUUUCUGAGUGUUUGGUUGACAGUGUUACUGUUUUUGUGCUUUGUGGUCAUGCCAUUGCUAUGACAUAGGAGGUGCUCAAAGGUCCAUAUACUAUUGUAGAGGUCAUUGAAGUUGGGAAUGCAUAGUUCAUUGUACAGUUUAGUUUGUUAUUGAAGGAGUAAUCUCAGUCAUAAAGUAUAUAUGUGUUUUAUCAAACAAAUUAGGUUUGAUGAAAUUAACCUCUUGUAGCUGAUUUAAAAACUUGGGAACUUUUCUAUUCCCAGUGGACUAAAGAUAUCUGUCUAGUGGCCACAUUGCUGUUUUGAAAUGUGAUUGGGAUUUGUUUACCUUGGAAGAUACUGAAACGUUGCACUGGUGAAUCAGGAUCCCCUGUGUGCAGCAUAAGGGAGCAACAUGGACAGAUUUUGGAAUGUGGAAAUGUACAAGUCUCAAAAUGAGCUUAACAAUUUAUGCACAAAUGAAUGUUGCCUUUUUAGCUUUUUUUGAUGUUAUCUGGUAUUGCUGGUGGCAAAUUUACUUGCAUAUGGAGACCAGUUGGUAGACAUUAUCCAUCAUCAGUACUGAAAACCCAGUGUUUACUGAGGUUAUCAUUAUAAAAGUACACCUUUCUUUUUAACAGUGUAUUGGGGUGUGCUACACAUCCCCCAAAAUCUUUACACAUUUAGGUCAGUUAACCACAUUAGUUACAUACUAUUUUAUAGUGUGCAGGAAUCACUCAUAUCUUUCACAAGGAUACCUUUGAAAUGACAUUGUAUGUUAUUAACUAAUGAUAUUUUAAUGUGUUCCUCCCCGAGGUAGCCUUGAAUUAGAAUGCAUCUGAAUACCAUUAGCAUUGUGUGUGUGGGUGUGGUUGUGGUUGUGGGUGUUGGUAUUGGUGUGUGGUUACUGGUAGUGCAGAGGGAUGAGGAAGUAAUGACAAAAAUUUUGGCAUUAUUGAGUCAUGUGUACAUAAACACCAAGCAGAGUGCUGUUGUGUUAUGUUGUCUUCCAUCAAUUAUAGCUGCAGUUACACCAAUCAUGUGAGGUGUGGAAUUUGGUAUACAUACAGUAGGAUAUCAUGGACUCUGACAACACUCAUAGUGAUGGAUAUUGCACUUUAUUUGUCUUGUCCCACGGGGUGUCUUUUGUACUUGAAAGAAAAGGAUAAAUAAGAACAUAAUUGAGGCAUUUAUAUAGUUGGUAACAAUUAUUUUUAUUCCAUGCAAGACCAGUAUAUGGUGGAUCACAAUUAUUUUAAUAUACUACCUGUUGUCAAAGUUUAAUAUAGACAAAUUCACAAUUUUGCUGCAUGGAAUUUGUUUGUAUUGAUUUAUGUUUAUGUAGAACUCCCAAAAUUUAUUUAAUUUCCAGGAGUCAAGUUAUAACAAAGAUGUCCAUUUUGGAACUUUUCUGUUUUCAGCUUUGGUUAAUGUAGAUAAAAAGGGUCUGAAAUUCUUGAGUUAGAAGACAGAAAAUAUAUAUGUACAUGAUUUUGGUUUAUUUAUUAAAAUAUAUCAAGCACACCUUCCCAUCUACCUGAAAUAACAUGUGUAAUACCUGCCAGCUGUGAGAUUGUUGAUGCAGCCAUGACUGGGAAGGGUUGGAUGAGUGAACCACCAUUCCCUGCUGUCUAUUGUGUUGUUCAGGACCAGUGUAACCAUUGCUUAAGUGGAACAAACAUGGAGCUUUAUGAUGAUGGUAAAAGUAUAUGUAUUAACAGAUGAACAAAAUUGCUGGGUCAAAAUCCAUAACGGUGUCAUUAUCUGUUUAUUAUUUGUUACCAGUGUGGAGUUGAUUAUGUUGAGAUGGAAAAAAAAGAUUCAUGUCUGUAUUAACUAUAUGUUUAAGAUAUUCUAUUGCAUUGGCUAGUUUCAAAAUGUAUGAUUGGUAAGUGCAAAAAUAUGUUGGUGUGUGGAUGAUAGUUGUGACCAUUGACUUUUCUUGCAUUUUCUAGUUUUGCAUUAAAAAAUAUUUGCUUGAUCAAAAUUGUUCUGUUUUAGGUCAUAUACUUUGGAAGGGUUCCUACAAUUUUGAAUUUUAUAGCAAUAAUUACGCUGAUACAGUCAUAUAUCUUGUAUUCACAUUCAUGUUUCUUGCUAUUUCCUACAUAACUGUUACUGAACACCUACACUCAUUAGCAUUUUAUAUAUACACAGUAUAUAUUGUGCAUUACAAAAAUAAUUAGUGUUGGAAUCACUCUUAUAGUUGUGCUUCUGACUGUUCCUUAAUUCCAAAGUCAUUCAUUGUUUCAAGACAUUUUUACUGUUUCUCUUCCUUUAAUUGUUGAAAUAUUGUCAUGGUUGCUGAUCCUGUACUUGGUGAAAGAUGUCAUCUCUUUAUAACAUCAUUCUUUGCUUCUUAACCAGUAGUAAUCCAACAGUUGACUGAUUAAUCUAUUAUGAAAAGUGUUAAAGAAUUCAUGCGCAGUGUGUAUUUAUUGUUUUGUAUAGAGAUAAAAAUGUAUUCCAGGUGAUCUGAUGCAUCAAAUUUCAGAUUUUGAUGCAACGUGUGUAUACAAAUGUCCGCAGUUAUGUGAGUGAAAAAAGUGCUGUUGGGGAAUACUUUAUAUAAAAAACUGUAAAGCUUUUGAGGUGGAAGGAAGGCAGCUCAAGGCAAUCUACACAACACAUGUACACAGGCAGAAAGUGGGCAUAUCUGUCAACAAACAAUUGUGGUUCUACGUCCUCUGAAAUGACGAAACAAUGGGGUCAGGAAAGUAAAUGUCAGCAUUUUUUAUUUUUGCUAAAGAUUGCAUUUCACAUUUUGAAAUGUUAAAAUUGUUAAAUUUAUAUGAAAAAAUACAAAAAGUAAGAAAAAAAUCCA